Messenger RNA from Malaclemys terrapin pileata, 1087 nucleotides. Its product is annotated as killer cell lectin-like receptor subfamily G member 1. The transcript is spliced from 6 exons. NCBI's taxonomy places the organism in Eukaryota, Metazoa, Chordata, Testudines, Emydidae. The coding region runs from base 104 to 664 and encodes 186 amino acids. The record is from RefSeq and is a predicted model, not a curated record.
UCCCCUGGGGAUUCAUAUAUACGGGACCAGAAAAGAUCGAGCACAAAUUAUCUACCCUAGCUCUCCAGCCUCUUCAUAAAUAACUACAGGUACAGAAAAAGAAAUGAGAAAGAAAGAGGCGAUCUACACGAAUACAAAAUGUCUCACUCCUCCUAAGCAGCACUUGAAUCAAAGACCUGAAAAUGCAGAAAUCAAAGAUUCCCCUGCUCCAGCUCCUCCCUGGAAGAUCAUUGCAGUGAUUCUGGGGAUCUUCUGCCUGAUAUUGUUAGGAGUCUCAGUGGCCUUGGCUAUCAAGCAUCAUUCCUGUCCGGGAUGCCCUGACCAGUGGGUACGAUAUAGAGACAGCUGUUACUACUUCUCCAACAUGAAGAAAGAUUGGAAUUCUAGCCGGAAUUUCUGCUCUGCCCAAGACUCAGAGCUCUUGGUAAUCAGUGACACCAAGGAAAAGAACCUGUUCCUGGGGAUCCAUACAGAAGAACACUGGAUUGGAUUGACAAAUCUCAAUUGCUCUGGCUGGGCCUGGGAAGAUGGCUCAACAUUCAGCGAUAUAAAGGUCACCUCUAACAGCCCCGUGCAGCACUGUGGUGUCCUGGUGAAGGGGGCCCUCCAGGCCUCCAGCUGUGCAGUUCCUUUCCCAUGCAUCUGUGAGAAAUCCUCCAAGUAACCUCCUCCUGCACUUUCCCACCGAAUAGUCUUCACUCAGACUCAGCCAAUGGACCUUAAUCAUGAACCCAUUAAAGAUGCUCCUUCCUUUGUUCAUGUGGGAUAGGUUUGAUACUGUUCCUAGGUGGCUAGCAGCAUGCACUGCCUUGUGGUAGACCAAGAUUUGAUUCCAGCUGUAAUGUAGGCAUACAAUUGUGUCUAAGCGCCUAGUGAAUGCAACAUCAGCUAAAAAAGCUAAAGUUCUUGUUAAUACACAUAUUGUUGAUGAUCUUUGUAUUUAUAUUUUCAGCACAGUGGCUCAGACUACCAGAAAUUAAAACUUAUUUAAAAAACUCCAUAAAGGAAAAUAAUGGGACAAUAUUACGUAUUUCUCCUUUAAAGAUGAUAUCUCACUGUUGAAUUUGGAGUGAAGUAAGCAGCAUGA